AUGAUUAUCCGGAAACAAUUAGCAAAAACUGAAUCCAGCUUGAAAAGAUGAAAGAAAUUGCAAAAUUUAACCCUAAUUUUAGGAAAAAUAUCGAUUUUAUUAGAUCAAAGGGUUUUGCUGGCUGGAAAAAAAGCAGAGGUGAUGGAAAUUGCUAUUUUCGUGCAGUUAUGGUUAGAUUCUUGGAGUUUCUUUUCAAAGUUUCAACUCCAAUAUACUAUACUUUAA
Molecule: messenger RNA, 225 nt
Organism: Blepharisma stoltei
Lineage: Eukaryota; Ciliophora; Heterotrichea; Heterotrichida; Blepharismidae
Source: the annotation of a GenBank genome assembly